GAGCCAGAGUUAGGAGACGCGAACGCGAGAGAAGGAGGGGGACUGGGGUGUCUCCCUGAGCAAUCUUUACCCCCUUGGGAAAGGGGGCGUCCACCACAGGCCGCCGCACAGAAGGGGGAGAAGGCGGAAAGGAGCCUGCCUGCGUUUGACACUGGGGUAAGACGAUGAAGUAAUAGAGAUGCUUCCCUUUGUGAUAGCCACCCUGGGCACGGCAGGGGCCCCCUGCAAAUCCUCCAACUGCAACAACAGCACCAAGGAUUACUGCUACAGUGCCCGCAUUCGCAGCACUGUGCUGCAAGGGUUGCCCUUCGGAGGGGUGCCUACUGUCCUGGCCCUUGACUUUAUGUGCUUUCUUGCACUGCUGUUUGUUUUUUCCAUUUUACGUAAAGUGGCCUGGGACUAUGGGCGGCUGGCUCUGGUGACCGAUGCUGACAGGCAGCGACGCUGGCAGUUGGAACGAGAGGAACGGGAAUAUGUGGCAUCUGCCCUGCAUUCUGACAGCCAUGAUCGUUAUGAACGUCUCACCUCCGUCUCCAGCUCUGUUGACUUCGACCAAAGAGACAAUGGCUUCUGCUCCUGGUUAACAGCAAUCUUCAGGAUAAAAGACGACGAGAUCCGGGAUAAGUGUGGGGGUGAUGCCGUCCAUUACCUCUCUUUUCAGCGGCACAUCAUAGGACUGCUAGUUGCUGUAGGUGUCCUCUCUGUGGGCAUUGUGCUGCCAGUGAACUUCUCAGGGGAUCUGCUAGAGAACAACCCCUACAGCUUUGGGAGAACAACUAUUGCUAACUUGAAUUCGGGGGAUGACCUGUUAUGGCUGCACACCUCCUUUGCCUUCUUGUACCUGUUGCUGACUGUGUACAGCAUGCGUCGCCACACUUCCAAGAUGCGCUACAAGGAGGAUGACUUGGUGAAGCGAACUCUCUUCAUAAAUGGCAUCUCAAAAUACGCUGAGCCUGAGAAGAUCAAAAAACAUUUUGAAGAGGCCUAUGCCAACUGCACAGUGCUGGAGGCUCGCCCCUGCUAUGAUGUGGCCAGGUUGAUGUUCCUCGAUGCCGAGAGGAAAAAGGCAGAGCGAGGGAAAAUCUACUUUACCAACUUGCAGGCCAAGGAGAACACCCCGUCUAUGAUCAACCCUAAGCCCUGCGGUCAUCUUUGCUGCUGUGCUAUCACAGGCUGUGAAGAGGUGGAAGCCAUUGAGUACUACACCAAACUGGAGGAAAAGCUCAAGGAGGACUACAAGAGGGAAAAGGAGAAGGUGAACGAAAAGCCACUGGGGAUGGCCUUUGUCACCUUCCACAAUGAGGCCAUUACAGCCAUAAUCCUUAAAGAUUUCAACGUGUGCAAAUGCCAAGGCUGCAAGUGCCGUGGGGAACCGAGAGUGUCUUCCUGCAGCGAGUCCCUCCAUGUCUCAAACUGGACAGUCUCGUAUGCACCUGACCCUCAGAACAUUUAUUGGGAGCAUCUAUCAAUUCGUGGCUUCAUCUGGUGGUUCCGCUGCCUCAUCAUCAAUGUGGUGCUCUUCAUCCUGCUCUUCUUCCUCACCACUCCUGCCAUCAUCAUCACCACUAUGGACAAGUUCAAUGUCACAAAGCCUGUGGAGUACCUGAACAAUCCCAUCAUCACCCAGUUCUUUCCUACCCUGCUGCUGUGGUGCUUCUCUGCUCUGCUUCCCACAAUUGUGUAUUAUUCGGCAUUCUUUGAAGCCCACUGGACCAGGUCUGGAGAGAACAGGACAACUAUGCACAAAUGCUACACCUUCCUCAUCUUCAUGGUCUUGCUGCUGCCAUCUCUGGGACUGAGCAGUCUGGAUGUGUUUUUCCGCUGGCUGUUUGACAAAAAAUUCCUGGCUGAGGCUACGGUGAGAUUCGAGUGUGUAUUCUUGCCAGACAAUGGGGCCUUUUUUGUGAACUAUGUAAUUGCCUCUGCGUUUAUUGGAAAUGCCAUGGACUUGCUACGUAUCCCCGGCCUGUUGAUGUACAUGAUCCGGCUCUGCCUGGCCCGCUCAGCUGCUGAACGCAGGAAUGUCAAACGGCAUCAGGCCUAUGAAUUCCAGUUUGGGGCUGCUUAUGCCUGGAUGAUGUGCGUCUUCACUGUUGUUAUGACCUACAGUAUUACCUGCCCCAUCAUUGUUCCAUUCGGUCUGAUGUACAUGCUACUGAAGCACCUGGUGGACAGGUACAACCUGUACUAUGCUUACCUGCCAGCCAAGCUGGACAAGAAAAUCCAUUCAGGGGCUGUAAACCAGGUGGUGGCAGCCCCUAUCCUCUGCCUCUUUUGGCUCCUUUUCUUCUCUACUGUGCGCACAGGGUUUCUAGCUUUUACAUCCAUGUUCACCUUUGUGGUUCUCGUCAUCACCAUAGUGAUCUGCUUGUGUCACGUCUGCUUUGGACACUUCAAAUACCUCAGUGCUCACAAUUACAAGAUUGAUCACACAGAGGCGGAUGCUGUGGAUGGAAGGGAAAACGGACGACCGGCUGCCAACCCGCCGGCUCCAAAAUCAGCUUUACUGAAUCCAGAAGGGCAACGGCUGUACCGCGAGCAACAUUGCAAACCUGAUCCAUCAUUUGACACCAGGGCUCUUGGUCACGUGACACUCCUGUUCCUUCAUGCGAUAGAACAGCUAUUCCAUACAAUCAGAAGUACAUUGCCCAAGUGCUGCAAGAUUCUUCGCCGGAAGGUGACGCGGCUGAGUCUGAGGAACGGGGGUCCCAAGACGAGGAGCUCAUCAACCCCAACGGCAUAAACGAUACGGAUUUCCAGUCCUGCGAAGACAGCCUGAUAGAAAACGAGAUCCACCAUUAGGGACGUAGAAGUGUGCAAAGGGGCAGAGGAGUCCCAUGAGCUGAAGAGGUUGCUGCACACUGUGUGUAUGUGUGUGUGUGUGUGUGUGUGUGUGUUGAGAACGAGAGAGAGAGAGAGUGAGUGACAGAGAGAGAGGCAAUGGAACUGGAGGGAAGGGCAACCCAAGGGAGGCGCCAACCACUGCUUCUUCCCACCAACCUGGCUGCUGCAUUUCUGCUCGUUCCAAGAUGGGGAAGGGACCCUUGCAUCAGGCCUCCAUUUCCUCCUGCCUUCCCUGUCGCAGUUCUCUCUCUCUGUGUCGCCGUCCCCUCAGGAUGGAAGAGGAAUUUAUUUGACCUGCUACCUACCCUUAACAACUACUGCAAACUCUACCAAGCCAAGAUGGAGUGGAGGGCGUGGCCUUGGCUCCUUGCUGCUCCCACUGUGACAGGGAGGGGAGCAGAGGCCAGCCAGGACAACAGGACUCUGGGUGCUUCCUAGCGGCAAGACUCUUCUCCUCCUCCUCCUGGAAGCACACCCUCGACAGCCCACCCUGGUCCCGGUCUAGAAUCAUGGACACUAACUGCUUACUAAGCUUAAAAGAGAACUGAGCUUUAAUCAAGGUUCUAGAUUUCCAAGCUAAGUGUGGGUGGCUUUGAUCCUGGCAGGGAUCGGUGGUCCCAGCCACACACGGCUGUUUUUAACUUGUGUACAAAUCUCCUACAUGGCGGUGCAUCAGCAAGCAUUCCCGUUCCAGUGCCCAAGACGCAGCCCUGUGAUAACCUGGUGUCUUGACCAGUCCUUCCCACUCUGUCUCUCCCAGGGAAAGGUUGCCCACGGUGCAGUCUAGAGGCAGAGGUGUUGUACGAAAAGGGGCUGCUGCUGCGUGCCCUACGCAAUGGGAGCCGCUACUGGAUUGUGCUGCCCUGUGUCAGAGACUUGCCAGUGAGCAACUACGAAUGGCAAAAAACCUUUCUGGUGGCAAAAGAGACCCUUGCAGGGCAAGGGGGUGAACAGGGAAAAGGCAGGAAUGAUUGCCCCAACCAGACUGACUGUACUUCUUGUCAGCCCCCCCCUCCUAUCCCUGAACAAACUGUAGUGGCCCAUGUUGAGUAACGCCCGGGGUCUUGAUCCCGGGACACAAUGAUUUGGGCCACUCAGCAUUUUUGCACAUUUUUCGUUUUACCUUAAACUGACUAAAACCCAAAUGUUCUCCUGCCCCAUCUGAUUUGUAGGGAAGAGGAGGGUUGGUUUGUCGUAGAGGGAGAGAUCGCUGGAUCCCAGGUGCUGUCCGGCCUUCCGGCUCCCCCACAUUCACCUCAGGGUCUUGCACAAGGCCCCCUGGAGGUUCACUUAUUGGCAGCUCAGCUCUGUUUUACCAGCCCCUUUGCCUUGCGUGCAACUCCAAGGAAUUGCCUUCCAACUCCAGGCGUCGCUGCCUCGUGAGCUUUGGUCUUCAGGAGUUGCUAAACCUCCAUCCAAACAUUGUCCGCAUCGCUUGCACAGACGGCUGAGUUUGCCCAGCGUUCAAUCAGUAGGGCUCUUAGCUUCUUUGAGAUUGGCGUGAACCAAAGGUUGUCAUAGAAUCAACUUCUCCAGGCACUUUAAGAUACCAGUUUGGUACUUCCAGCCUCACAGGAAAAAAGCAAAGAGAAAAGGC
Molecule: messenger RNA, 4441 nt
Organism: Gekko japonicus
Lineage: Eukaryota; Metazoa; Chordata; Lepidosauria; Squamata; Gekkonidae
Gene: TMEM63B
Product: transmembrane protein 63B
Exons: 25
Coding region: 179-2743 (854 amino acids)
Cellular component (GO): plasma membrane
Molecular function (GO): calcium-activated cation channel activity
Source: RefSeq, a predicted model, not a curated record